Molecule: messenger RNA, 2133 nt
Organism: Pomacea canaliculata
Lineage: Eukaryota; Metazoa; Mollusca; Gastropoda; Architaenioglossa; Ampullariidae
Exons: 10
Coding region: 269-1732 (487 amino acids)
Molecular function (GO): protein binding
Source: RefSeq, a predicted model, not a curated record
CACAGGUGGCGCUACAGGUCGUGAUGGACUGCCGCCAGCAGCAGCAGCAGCAGCAACAACAAGAUGAUAAACGGAUGCAGACCUUGCUUCAUAUGCUCACCCAUUACUGCCCGCAGACGCGGGAGGUCAAGGGGUCAUUGCAGCGGAACCUCGCACCAGUGCUUCUGCCCCCGCCAGGUGUCUGGGACACGUGGUGACGGACGAUCAGGCCAGGCUACGCGUGGUGACGUUCCUUGGAAACGUACUGGAGCAUGCGCAGACCAAGCUGAUGAUGGAGUCGCAGCAGACCGUGGUGGGUUACGUCGCCGGCGACUGGCCUCGUCUGGAGCGGGUGCUGCGGCAGGCCAUCCAUUGCACGAGAGACACGUACCCGGCUUUUCUGCAGGUGGCGCUGGCAGCGGACAGACUACUCGUCAGGUGUUUCCCCAAAGAGGCAAAGAAGUUUUUGGAGGACAUGGCUCACGCUGCCGAGAUGUUCGGGACGUCACGUGACCAUGCCGUGCUGUGGGGCUUGACGGGAAAUGCUAUGAGCCAAAUCGAAGGCACAGACUGGGACGAGGCUCUUGGCCGAGUGAGAGAUUCCGUCAGCAAACUGUCAGAAGCAGAGCCUUGUGUACAUUACGCGCGAAUGUUGUUUGACCUCGGUCUUAUACACUUCCGCCUGGGUCAACAUGAUGAAGCUUAUAGGUAUCUGAGCAUGGCGAGGAACGUUUCUGAAGAGUCUGCCCACGUGGAAGAUUCACAGGUGGUGUACUUCCCCAUCAGACUUCGCUGCUACCUGUCCAUGCCAUUAAUAUUUAAAGGUAACCUGGAAGAGGCAAAGAAUUUGGUGGAAGAAGCUCUGGAGCUAUGUUCCCAGCUCACGACCUAUCAUCCAGACAGAACCACACUGCUUAACAACCUUGGUCUCAUCUACGAACGCAGCAGUGACAAUCAGGACCUGGCGCUGCAUUAUUACCGACAAUCUCUGCAGGAAAGGAGAGGGCUCCCCAGCAUGGCGCCUACAGACCUGGUUCCUACGCUUGUCAACGUUGGCAUGCAGUACAGCAGGAGAGGACAUUAUGAGAAGGCAAUGGCGCACAUACAAGAAGCCUUGAAGAUCCGGGAACAAUACGGGUGUCUACACUACAACACAGCCUUAACCCAAACGAGUCUUGCGCAAGUCUGCAUCUUGAGACACGACUUCCAGAGUGCAGCGGGCUAUUUGCUGAAGUCCAGAAGCAUCCUGACAAAGUGCACUCCCCAGCAUGAACUUCGCGGUCACGUGUCACUGCUCUUAGCCCAUGUGUACGUCACACCGCCCCUCUAUGACGCCGGCCAGGUGAGUCACUACCUGCAGGAGGUGCUGGAGGUGCUUGAUGUCAGGCAGCAGAGUCGCAGCUCGUCAGGCACGUUGAUGGUGUUGUCAUGUGCGGAGCAUUGCAUGCAGCUGGGCGGCUGGCGUUGGAGCGAGAUGGACCCCUACCUGAAGGUGGUUGAACAGCUGCUGACACAGUUUAAAGGCGACCUGUCUCCACAGCUCAAGGAACACCACGCCAUCUUUGAAAAAGUCAAGAAACUCGAAGGACAAGGGGACACCAUCAGGGCCGAGCAGCUGGAGGAACUGACGUCACACGUGGUGGCCGCCUGUCAUUUUUGCAACAUAUUUUACGACGAUAAAGACUUCAGAGAACUGUGGAGACGAGUGGAGAUGAACAUAGAUGACCAAAGCAGAGUUUCUGACCUCACGUAACAGCUGUGGACACCAAAGACUGUCCUGCCUGGUGUGGACUUCCAGCCUCGUUUCCAGAUGUGCUUUUUAAAAAUUAGUUUAAUAAAAGGAACAAAUCUAUGCUACAUACAUGGUGCAGCAGGGGGCGGAGUUAAGUUAGUCACAUGAAAGUAACAGACGCUGUACGAUGGCGGCUGUCAUUAUAAACAAGCUGUGCCAUGACAUUGCACCUGGUGGUGGCGACAAUUUUUAGAACUGAUUUAGUGUCACAAGACACUUACAGUUUGAUGCAUGGGAGACGGAGGACAUGUGGACUGGCUAAUGCACAAUAAUUACAAACAGGAAGUCUAGUCAGCGCCGGGUGUAGUUUAAAUUUCAUGAGAGUAAUGUGAAGCCGUGGAGUGAAGAUGAAUUUCCCACUG